This is a messenger RNA of Macrobrachium nipponense, 950 nucleotides long. RefSeq names its product cuticle protein 8-like. The record is from RefSeq and is a predicted model, not a curated record. The transcript has 3 exons. Gene Ontology annotation, cellular component: extracellular matrix. Lineage: Eukaryota; Metazoa; Arthropoda; Malacostraca; Decapoda; Palaemonidae. The coding region runs from base 82 to 723 and encodes 213 amino acids.
AUUGGUGACGUCAUCAGAGGCGACACAUAUAUAAACUCGAAAUCCAUCCUCUUGAGGCAUCAGUUCUCUCCUGACGUCAACAUGAACGCUAAGAUUCUCUUCGUUUUGGGCUUGGCAGCCAUCGUUGCUGCUGACAAGCGUCCAGCACGACUAUCUACUUCUUAUGGAGUUCCUCAGGUAGCUGCUAUCCCUAGACCAUCAAGGCCUCAGGUACAACGUCCUUCCUUCGACUCCUUCGAGAACUCCUUUGAAAGGUCCUCCUUCGAGCGCCCUUCUUUCUCCCGCUCUUUCGACCGCUCCUUUGAGCGCCACUCAGACGAGUCCUUCGAAUCCCCCAAGUACAACUUCCAGUUCGGCGUCCACGACGACUCCACCAGCGCCAGCUUCGAGCACCAGGAGGCCCGUGACGAUGACGAGACCCAGGGAUCCUACACCGUCCAGCUUCCCGACGGUCGUCGCCAGACCGUCAGGUACUUCGUCAACGGAGACUCAGGCUACGUCGCUGAAGUCUCCUACGAAGGAGAAGCCAGGUACCCUGACUCCUCCUCAUUCGAGUCCUCAUUCGAGUCCAGGGAGUUCUCAGCCCCAAGACCCUCUUACUCAGCCCCCAGAGCCCAGCGCCCAAGAGCCCAGAGGCCAAGACCUUCUUUCACAAGCUUCGAUUCCAGGGAAUCUCGCGAAUUCUUCUCUGCCCCCAGCACAUCCUAUGGUGUCCCUCAGUAAAUGGACGUCAGCUGAACUCUACCUACCCUUCAUUGAAAUGACAUGGACCUAACCAUUUUCUUUCUCCUUCUUCAGUAUUAUUUUUCUACUCUUAACCACUAUUUCUGUCAACUUUCACUGCUGUCAAUAUGAACAGAUGUCUUUCCUUCUGACAGAUGUUAUUUAUUUAUUUAUAAAUAAUUUUGUAUAAAACUAUUUAUUGCUAUUUAAUAAACGAAUGAAUUUUA